This is a messenger RNA of Coprinopsis cinerea okayama7#130, 1287 nucleotides long. RefSeq names its product CBS domain-containing protein. Gene Ontology annotation, cellular component: intracellular membrane-bounded organelle. Gene Ontology annotation, biological process: magnesium ion homeostasis. The coding region runs from base 1 to 1287 and encodes 428 amino acids. Lineage: Eukaryota; Fungi; Basidiomycota; Agaricomycetes; Agaricales; Psathyrellaceae. The transcript is spliced from 7 exons. The record is from RefSeq and is a predicted model, not a curated record.
AUGGCACCCGCCCCUCCGUUGGGCCAGACAGCGCCGGUGCGACUAGCUGGAUCUGUUCGGGCGUUGUACAUCGCCUCGACGAUGGGGCUACAGUACGUAGCGCGUCUGGGACGCUUUUGGCUCUUAGGCGAUAUCGACAACAGCACCACGAGCACGGGGCCAGGGGAAUCGGACCACCUUAAAGUUCUUCACCGCCGUACAGAAGGAAUCGAUCGUCACGAUCCAAAGUUUAUCGUCUUCGUCGUUCUUAUCCCCGUUCUGGUUCUACUUUCGGGCCUCUUCGCCGGACUAACUUUAGGCUAUAUGAGCUUGGACGAGACCCAAUUGAACGUACUCAGCGUUAGCGGCACCCCUGAGCAACGAGAAUACGCGAACAGAAUCAAGCCAAUCCGCGAGAAUGGCCAUCGCCUGCUGGUAACGCUCUUGCUUGCCAACAUGAUCGUCAAUGAGACCCUUCCUGUUAUCGCGGAUCCAGUCCUGGGGGGAGGGGUUCCUGGAGUCGUGAUGAGCACGGUGCUAAUCGUCAUAUUCGCAGAGAUCAUACCCCAGUCUUUAUUCAGCCGACAUGGAUUGUACCUUGGCGCUAAAAUGGCGGGCUUGACGACGUGUCUUCUCUACGGCCUUGCAAUCAUUGCUUGGCCGAUCGCCAAAUUUCUAGAACUUGUCUUAGGGAAUCAUCAUGGCCUCAUCUACCGCAGAGCAGGCAAGUAUAUCUCCCGCUUUGGUGAGCUCAAGGAACUCAUUGCCAUGCACUCGGCGAGUGCAACUCAUGGUGGAGACUUGAAGGCCGAUACUGUGAAUAUCAUUGGGGCCACUCUCGAUCUCCAGGAAAAGGUCGUAAAGCAGAUUAUGACGGACAUCAAGGACGUGUUCAUGCUCUCAAUAGAUGCGAAGUUGGAUUAUACGCUGCUGAAGCAGAUCUGCGAGACUGGACAUAGCCGGGUGCCAGUGUACGAAGAAGUCGACAUCCCGCUCCCUCCAACAUCGGGAGAUGGAGCCUCCAGCCAUGAGCGGAAGCUAACACACCGCGUCAGACGUAUCGUUGGGAUUCUUCUGGUUAAAACGUGCGUUCUGCUGGAUCCAAAAGAAGCAAUUCCAAUUCGAGACCUGCCGCUAAACAAGGUUCCUUUCGUCGCCGGGGAUGAGCCCCUUCUUGGGAUUCUGAACAAGUUCCAAGAGGGGCGCAGCCACAUGGCCAUUGUCAGCCGUUUAAGCAUUCAAAAGGUGAUAGCAAGCUUAUACUGCGAUUCAACUUUCUUAACGGAAUCUUGCAGGCAGAAAGUGUAA